ACAGGUGACCAAGUUUGUGGAUGCAGCUACCAGAAAACAAGUUCACAGAGGAAAAACAUGCACUGAGAGUGAGCAUGUGAAAGCUUCCUGAGAGCAGAUAAGCCCUGGAGAGCAGUGGUCCUGUUGAAUCCACUGAAUGUCCUGAGAUCCAAUACACUUGCAACAGCAAGUCUGCUGAAUCUGUCCAAGGCCACCACCACCAGCACACACUACCAUGAAUUGCAUGUUGUGGAACUCAGCUGCAUCUGAGAAAGAGGCAAACAUAGGCUACAGGGGGUUGCUCAUACACCUAGCAAGAUGAGGGACCCCAUGAAGGACUUUCUGAAUACCUACCUGGAAGCCAGUGGCCAGCCAGUCUGGCACUCUUUGGCUGGUACCAAAUUGCUGCAAGGAAUAGUCCAAGCCAGCAACCAGGGAAAGUGUUUGGAUGCUCAAAGAGCAGCUUACUGCCAGUUCAUGGACAUGUUGUUCCCAGGGUGCAUUAGCUUGAAGAAAGUAAAGUUUCAAGCAAAGCUGGAGCAUGAAUACAUUCACAACUUCAAGCUUCUGCAAGCAUCGUUUAAAAGAAUGAAUGUGGAUAAGGUAAUUCCAGUGGAAAAACUGGUCAAAGGGCGCUUCCAAGACAACUUAGAUUUCAUUCAAUGGUUUAAGAAGUUCUUCGAUGCUAACUAUGAUGGAAAGGAAUAUGACCCUGUAGAAGCUCGACAAGGCCAAGAUGCUCUUCCCCCACCAGAUCCUGGUGAACAGAUCUUUAACCUGCCCAAAAAGUCACACCAUGCAAACUCUCCUACUGCAGGUGCUGCUAAAUCCAGUCCAGCUUCUAAACCAGGAUCAACACCUUCUCGCCCAUCUUCAGCAAAAAAAGCUGCACCGAGCAGCUCAGCAUCCAAAUCAGAUAAAGAUUUGGAAACUCAAGUCAUACAGCUCAGCGAACAGGUACAUUCACUAAAACUUGCACUUGAAGGCGUGGAGAAGGAAAGAGAUUUCUACUUCGGCAAAUUAAGGGAGAUUGAACUUCUCUGCCAGGAACAUGGGGGAGAGAAUAAUGACCUUGUCCAUCGGCUAAUGGAAGUCCUUUAUGCUUCAGAAGAACACGAGGGCCACACAGAAGAGCAUGAAGGUGAAGAGCAAGUCCAUGAACAGCCCCAGCAGCAGGAGGAGUACUGACUCACCCAGCGUCUCUGACAAUUUUCAUUUUGUGUGAGAACUUUCUUCUGGAGAAUGGAACAUGUGUGGCCUCAAACUUGAAAUCAGUUCACUCCCAGUCUGCCAUUAACAUUUAUGUACCAUAGUGAGUGCCAGCCAACCACUGCAUUCUGUACCCAUACUUUGCCAAGAUGCAUUUGCAGAAGUCUUCUUUCAGUGUAUCUUCCCAAGAGGUUGUAGGGCUACAUCACCUACUGUACAUCACUGCAACUUCACCACUUGGCUGCUUGAGAUUUGUUCUGCUCUUUUAAGAAAAUAUAUAUAUUUAUUUUUUUUCUUUUUGUCUUAAGUAUGAUACACUUGUAACUUGUUCUAACAUAUUUAUAUUGGCAUUUUGUGUGGCAAGAAGUACCGUACCACUAGCUGUGUCUCUCACUUUGUGGUGCUUUGGCGUUUUCUAGUACAUCUGCCUUGGGGCAUAAAUUCGGUCAAUUGGAAUAAAGGGAUACAGUGGAAGUCGUGCUCAAGCCAUAA
This is a messenger RNA of Cygnus atratus (black swan), 1680 nucleotides long. RefSeq names its product microtubule associated protein RP/EB family member 2 (gene MAPRE2). The record is from RefSeq and is a predicted model, not a curated record. Gene Ontology annotation, cellular component: cytoplasmic microtubule; spindle midzone; microtubule organizing center. Lineage: Eukaryota; Metazoa; Chordata; Aves; Anseriformes; Anatidae. Gene Ontology annotation, molecular function: microtubule plus-end binding. Gene Ontology annotation, biological process: protein localization to microtubule plus-end; spindle assembly; regulation of microtubule polymerization or depolymerization. The transcript has 7 exons. Bases 298 to 1167 code for a protein of 289 amino acids.